Molecule: messenger RNA, 4598 nt
Organism: Stegastes partitus (bicolor damselfish)
Lineage: Eukaryota; Metazoa; Chordata; Actinopteri; Pomacentridae
Product: FYN-binding protein-like
Exons: 20
Coding region: 238-3174 (978 amino acids)
Biological process (GO): integrin-mediated signaling pathway; T cell receptor signaling pathway; protein localization to plasma membrane
Cellular component (GO): plasma membrane
Molecular function (GO): protein binding
Source: RefSeq, a predicted model, not a curated record
CCUCCACUGAAACCAUCCGCUGUGCGCAUGGGACGCGCGACUCUAUCCGAAGAGAAAGACGCACCGAGGUGGAACAAGUCCGUUUAAGUUUUUAAACAGCUUUCUUUUUUUUUUCUUUUCUUUUUUUUUUUUUUUAGUUUAUUUUAAAUUAAAGGUGUUCUAUCCCCGGACGCAGAAUGAGAGGCUGGUGAAGAGAAAUAACUCAAUCGAUUGAGGAGGUUUUUGUCGAAACACACAAUGGAUCAGGAGGACACAAUGGACUUCAAUGCCCUAAGGGCCAAGUUCCAGGAGGAGGAACUCCUCCUGAAGCAGCCCAGGACCAAACCUGCUCUCCCAGAGAAACCAAAGGUUCUCCCUCCUCCCCAGAGCCCCACUCAUUACCUCCCUGCAGGAGCGCGACCCUCCCUGCUCACCUCCAUCAACCAGUCCUUGGAAGGAAAGAGCACCUUUGGUCCCAGAGUGGUCUUCAAGGAUGAGAAGAAGGAGAGCAAAAAGCCCCUCAUCCAGACCAACUCUAAGGGAAAAGACAAGAGUGAAGGAAAAUUGAAAAUAGGGAAAGACAAGUCAACAAAAGGAAGCAAAGAGAAGCUGGAUGAAAAUUCACUGGAUCAGAAGCCGAAGAAAGAGAACAGUAAGAAGCUCCCACUGCUCCUCCCUAUAGGACAGAAAGAGAGUACAGCAGAGCUGGUGCCGGCCACACCUCCACCUAAAGUCACAACACCAAAGAAGAAGGGUCUCCUUGGCUUCAGAAAGUCCACAAAGAAAGAGUCGAUGGAGUUGCCAGCUGAGCCGAUCCUGGACACCCCGAGUGUCGAUGUUCUUGGACCAACACCACUCAUCCCAGUGCCUUCAGACUUUGGUUAUGCACCACCAGAGCCUGAAAUCUCAGCACCAAACCUGCUUCUACCAGACAACCCCACCUUACCUGACCCUAGUGCUGCAGUGGAAGUUACCCCACCCCUCACUAUCCCUGAAUCUCCUGACUUCAACCCACCUCCUGCCUUUAUUCCUGACAUCCCGGCACCUGAAAUCCCAGGCCCAGAGAAUGAAACCCUGCCUGAGAUUGAAAAUCCUGCCCUGCCUGUUUCCAGACCAGCCAGUCAGAAUGAAAUUAUACUCAAUCCACCCAGUGCUGCCCCCACCCCUCCACCUACUUUCACCAUCCCUGACCCCCUUCCAGUGAUCUCUGCUCCAUCCCCAUCACCACCUGAGCCUGAGAUUGCAGCUGAGGCUGCCAUAGAGGCAGUGAAUAUAGUUGCAGUAGAGAAGCCUCCUACUCCACCCGUAGACCCUCCGUCUAACCCACCGUCUCCCAAAGCUGAGCGUCCGAUCUCUGCACUCUCUGCCCUGGAGAGGGCGGAGGACAUGAGCCCUGGAAAAAGAACACCUCCGAGUGACCAGAGGAUUUUAAACGCUCUGGAGAAAGCACGCAAGAAGAGCACCAGCCCCUUGGCAAACCCCACCCGAUCCUACUCCAUCACCCCUCCACCUGAGGAGCUACCCCCUCAGAUCAGAGCUGCUCUCCCGGAGCUCCCACCCAUUGAUUAUGAAGCAGGAAACGCCCUUCCACCGAAACCAGCACAAGUCAACGGCAUCGACCACCGACCAGCCUCUCCGGUGUUGGAAGGCAUCACCGAGGAGGGGUCGGAUCCCAUCCCGGAGCUGCUGGUGGUUCCCCCUCCUCCGCCCAGGAAGCUUCUCCCAGACAUCGACUCCUUGGGUCCUUCUCCGGAGAAGCCUGACACGCCUCCCACUGUCACCCUGAGUGAUUACAUUCCCCCUGUGGAAGAAAAUGAGAUCCCUGCUCCUCUUGAAUUCAUAGAGACCGACACCGUGGUUGUCCCAGAGUUUGACAAUGUGGCUUCGGACACUCAUUCUCCAGAGCUGCCGGUGUCAGAAUGGGAGGAGUACAUCGGUCCAGAUUUUACAGACCAGCAGGACAUGCCAGACUUUUACAUUAAUGGGAUAACUGUUCCCGAAACUGAGAUCCACACAGAGCCAGGAUUCGGAGAGGAACGCCUUGAUAAUCCAGCACCAGAACCUUCCCUUCCCAUCUCUCAAGACUCGUCUCCAGUGGCGGAGCCUCAAGUAGAAGCAGGCAACGGUGUCUGUGAGAGCGCAGACAAUGUGUAUGAAGACAUCAACACGUCUACGAACAAAAAGAAGGGAAAAAGUGAUGGUGGCAAGAAACGCAAAGGACCCCCGAAGAAUCCGUAUGCUGAGGCAGCACAAGAAACAAAUCAAGAGAAAAGCAAGACGGGCAGGUUUGGCAAGAGCGACAAGAAAGCCGCCGCAGAAGGGCCGGACGAGAAGGAGCUGAAAAAGAAGGAGAAGCAGCGGCUGGAAAAGGAGAAGAAGGAGCUGAAGGAGAAGCAAGAACGGGAAAAGAAGGAGCAGAAGGAGAGGGAGAAGAAGGAGAACGAGCUGAAGAAGAAAUUCAAAAUCUCAGGGCAGGAGGAUGCCAUGUACAGCGCAAAAGUAACUGUAACAACGAAGGGACGUAAGAACGACCUGCCCGUCAAGAGCGGAGACACGGUCAGCAUCAUCCGAACAACCAACUGCCCUAAAGGGAAGUGGCUGGCCAGGGACAGCAGCAACAACUAUGGAUAUGUUGCUGUGGAUCAUGUCGAGCUGGACAUCCAGGAGAUGCUUCAGCUGGGAAAGAAGGCUGCCCGCAAGACCAGCAGCAGUGUAACUGAACCAGAAGUUACCAGCACAGGAAGCAGGGCCUCAAACCACUAUCCUCUCUCUGCAGAAAGCUUCUCAGAUGACAGCGAGGAAUGGACCGGUGAUGAAGAUGAACCUCUGUCUCAUGCUCUUGACACUGCAGACCCACAGGGUCCAAUGGCUCACACCAGGACGCUCUCCAUGCCGGAUAUGGGAAACAAAGACCUUAACAUAAAUCACCAGCACAGUCAGAGUGACAUCAGCGCUGAAGGCUCCCAUAUGCAAGCAAGACAUGAAGCACUUCAGAAAUUGGCGACAUUCUUUCAUUCACCAAAACCUGCAGAGCCGAUUGCCAGCAGCACCGAACCAGAGACGAGUCCUGUGCCUGUGACGGAAGAAGCAGUCAGCGAGCCUGAGGCUAGUUCAACACAGAAUGUGGAUUUUGAACAGCCUGAUAUGCUCAUUUUACCUCCUCCUGACCUGUAUGCUGACUUCUCGUUGGAGUGACCAGAAAACAACAAGCCCACACAGGUUUGUCCUUCUUCACACUGUGACCCGUGUCAGUCACCUAAUACUGUGACAGCAUCUUCAUCUUCUUCUACUUUCUCCUUAUUUGCCCGAUGACUGCGUUUAUGGAUCAGUAUGAUGGUUUACAACGAGCGACACACCAUCUCAGUAAAUGGAUUUUUUUUUUCUUCUGUUCUUUGAAACACUCUGUGUGAAACCGCUGAGGGACAGUUUGGCUGGUGGCUCUGAGUGACUUUGAAACUUUGGAUCAAGGUGAGCUGCUGAUCCCAGGAAAGGACUUACAAACCGCUACACAAGCUUUGACCCUGGAGGCUCUUGUAGAGAAAAUUGCAUGUUUUGUGUGCACAUACCGGAAAGGAACAAAUAUUUAAAGUGGUUUAAAAAAGGGGGGAAGAAAACAGGCAAAGUAGUUUUUUUUUUUUUCCUGAUGAUACAUAGAGAACACAAGCAGUGAACGACAGGGGAAUCAUUUUAUUGUAGUCUUUCUUACAUCAGGUUCUUCUUAGGAUCUCAGUCCAAAGAACACAACAAGUGUCUGAACAUUUAUCAUAAGUCUACAUACAGCAGUUUCAAAAGUCGGAUGACUUUUAUCAGUUCACAGUGUUUUUAGCAAACAGCUAAAUAGAGAUAUUGCCAACAAGCUUACAAACUAACUCGGUGUUAAGUUUAGUUAUCAGUAAUUUAAAAAAACAAAACAUCUCUUCAUGUGCAUUUGCAAGACUAGGAUUAAGGUCAGUUUUUUCCCCAAAUGUUUGUGUUAUUGUGUUUUUUGUUUUUGUUUUUUUUUAACAAGACCAUCAUUUUCUACUCUGUAAUUCUGCUUAUCCUCAUUAUUUUGCCUAUUGUGGAUUGUGGAGCAGAUUAUAUAACCACUCGUAUUUAAAUGAGCUAUGUUUUAACACAUUAGGUUCAUAUAAUUAUCCUUAAAUGCAUAAACACCAGAGAGGGUAAUCUAAAAUAUCUAACUUAAGAAUUCUGCAAGCUGCAUUUGCUCUUCCUUGGUUAUAGUUGCACCUUCUGGAGGGAAACACCAUCCAUAAACUUUAUUUUCUGUGCUUUUUAUGGAGCUGGUGUGUGGCAGAUGUCACUUUUAUGUGACACAGACUCUAAUAGUUUCGUGUAAACUGAUGAAUAAUAAGUAUUACAGAAAGAGGAAUUUAGCGUGAUGAUCGCCUGAAGUCAUGUUUAUGUAAAAUACUGUUGUUGACUUCCAAGGCUGCGUGUUUGUCUGGAGAAAAAAAAAAAACACACAAAAAAGUCUGUAAUGUGUGUGUGUGUGUGUAUGUAUGUGUGUGUGACAGAGAGAGUGUAUAAAAUCUCAAAUUGACAAGACUUCAAGACACAACAGUUUUUGUUUUAUAUGCUUGUUUAUUGUUUUCAAUAAAUACUCAUUAAAGUGCAAA